UAGUUGCUCUAUAGAUGUAAAAAUAUUAAGAAAAAAUCAAUAAAAACUAUUUAUAUUUUACAUCUAAAUUUAUCUGACGAGUGAAAGUAGGUCUUAUUAUGUGUAAUCAUAAUACUAUAAACAAAUUUUGCUUAAUAAGCAAUACCAUCCUGUCCUUUAUAUAUUGCAACAUUUUGGUCUGAUACACUUCCGUUGACACAUAAAAGAAUUCUCAAUCUUUUUUCAGACUUCUAUCAAGUAAUACAAGAAGGUAUAUAAAUAUAUAGAGAUAAUUCUUUUGAUAAUUAAGAAAGGAAAGGAUAAAGUAAUUUUAUUGUAUUUAAUAUAAAUCUUUCAUUACAGUCUGAAAUGUAUUUAGAGUUCAUUUUUAUUAUUUUAUGUGUGUCAACUGUUUAUACAAAAAAUGAUAUCAAUGAAAACAAUAGUAAUCGCAUAGAGUCAUCAUCUGAAGAAUCUGUUGGAUGUAUUUGUGGUAUCUUUUUAAGUGGACAGUUUAAAAAAGGUACUAAAGAACAGCCUACAGGGAACCCAGCUCUUCUUCACGAACAGUCAGAAUCGUUUCCUUGUACUCCUCUUGGGAACAGACAAUGCACUAAUAAAUGUCUUGAAAUGAUUGUAAAACAUCUUCCAAAUAGCUCUGAUUUACUUUGUGCUGCAAUAGAUCGUGAUUGUUUGAAAGAAAGAGCGUACCUUUUCAUACAAAAUUGUAAAAAUAAAUGGAUCAAUACAAAUUUAUCUGGUGGUAGAAAGUAUUGUUGCAAAGAUGGGAUUUCUUACAAGUGUCCUAUUGGUUAGUUAAUUAUACAAAUAUUUAUAUAGAUAAUUAGUAUUAAUAAUUUUUAAUAUUUUAUAUGUAAUAUUUUGUAAUAAAUAUUUUCAUAUUCAUA
Molecule: messenger RNA, 887 nt
Organism: Vespula pensylvanica (western yellowjacket)
Lineage: Eukaryota; Metazoa; Arthropoda; Insecta; Hymenoptera; Vespidae
Gene: Fcp3C
Product: follicle cell protein 3C-1
Exons: 3
Coding region: 349-795 (148 amino acids)
Source: RefSeq, a predicted model, not a curated record